AUGGUUGGAAAAUGCCUGUUUGUCGGUAUUGUCGUGCUUAUCUGCAGCUGCUUAGGUGCUGCAGGCCAACCGGCACGACCGCUUUUCGUUAAGUUCGCGGGCUGUUCGAGGCCCUCCUUCUUCCCUCAGGUGUCGACACAGACUUACCGGCAGCACUUGGUAAAAACCCUCAUGCAAGUGUUUCGUCUCCGCCAUCCCAAUGAAGCUGUGGGAGGGCCCCAAGUAAUGGCAGCCUGUGCACAGGCAGCAGCUCUUUUAGAUGCAUACCGCAGCGUCCACUCGGCUUAUUUAGAUUACCACAUGCAACACGAUGCACAAUCCGGCAUGUCCGAGGAUAGCGCCGCCUGGAUGGCAGGGAGCUUCAACCUCAUACUGCAGGAAGAUCAGGCCGCUGCCAGCGACGAAAAUAUCAGGAAGGGGCUGAAGUGGUGUAUCGAUUCAACCCUAGUUGUUCAGAAGAUCCUGUCGCAACGGGCUCUUACGGAAGCCAACGAAAGCCCUACAUCGCCUGGGAAUGCCUUCAACAACUUGUUGGAGGCCUCACGCGCUGCUGGUGCUUCGCACACACGCCGCGUUGCCCAGUAUCUUCUGUCGAGAUGCCACGAUGAGGUAAAAGAGACGUCCGCCCAGGUUCAUGCUUGGGCAGCACUCAGCAUUGGGAUUGCAGAAACCUUCUUCAGAAGACAAUUGACCUGUGCAAUCAACUCACAGGAAGGCUCGGAAACGGAUCGCAGUCUUUUGAAAGCUGUGUUGUCAUUAAGCUGGGGGUCCAUGACAAUAGAAGAAGUCCUAGAACCUCAUACGCUCCUCGUGCAGGCCGUAAGAAGCGUCGUUAAGAGCAAGUUGCUAACGGACUCUGACAAGAAACGCGUGCAGAAAAACUGUUCCAGGAUUGGUAUGCCACAAAUGAAACCGUUUUCUCCAUCUGAUAAGGACCCACAGACCUUUGAUGAGGUGGUUGUCUCCUUGUACUCGGUUCCUUCAAGCGAAGGCAAUGAACCUGGCCAUGGUGAAGACGGCGGCGGCGAGACACACGACGAACAUUCUGGCAGCAAUGGACACCCAGAACCCCGCAUAGGUUCCCUAGACGAAGCUGCAGGACCGAGCGGCGAACAACCUUUUCCGCGGGGCCCGCCACCUCCAACCCCUCCGGCGGUACAUCGAGGAAAUCCUCCUUUGCAGGCCAAGGAGGAGGAGCGUCCUCAUCAGUCAGUUGUCAUAAUACCGUCAGACAAGAACGAGGAAGCGAACAAUCCGCAGGAGACUGAGGAGGCACAGGCCACUACCCAGGAGGAAGGAGCACAAUCAGAGGGAGUUGCAGUGGAACCAACUGGGCCACCGCCUCAAGACAAGGAACAGCCAAGUGCAGAAGGAAACCAUGUGGAGACGGUGGAAGAUAAGCAUCCAUCAGGGAUUUCGCCCAUUGUUGUAGUGGCGCCUCCCUCACUCAAAGAACACGAAUCGCCCAAGCCAACGCCGUCCCCUGCAAAGCAAGGCCAAGAUGGUCCUCAUGAAGGCUCUUCUCCCGGGAAGCCUCUGAUGCCACCUACGAACCCCCACGAGGAGUCAUCUGAACAGAAAGAAAAAAGCCCCGAAGCCCAUCCUCACCCACUUCCUACCCCUCAUGAGCACCCCGAAGAAAAUGUUGAACGGGAGCCGAAACCGGGAAAAAUCCUGCCCGACCGCAUCAAAGUCAGCUCCGCAAGCUCCCGCUUCCCUGAGAGGACAAGUGGUGGCGCCAGCCCAAACGUUAAACGCUCUCCUUCAGAUAAUUACAUUCCACGUAAAGAAGUGAAGCCCAGACCCAGAAGUGCGGACCUGUACAGCCAUCGACUGCUAGCAAACGUAGGCUCAGAUGCAGCCACCCAAGGCGGAAAGUUCGACCAGCAAGAAGACUAG
Molecule: messenger RNA, 1899 nt
Organism: Eimeria maxima
Lineage: Eukaryota; Apicomplexa; Conoidasida; Eucoccidiorida; Eimeriidae
Exons: 6
Coding region: 1-1899 (632 amino acids)
Source: RefSeq, a predicted model, not a curated record